AUGUCGUCACAGUUUAAGCAAUUAGAAAAGUUAGGGAAUGGUACUUAUGCAACAGUGUAUAAGGGGUUGAAUAAAACCACCGGUGUAUAUGUUGCUUUAAAGGAAGUGAAGCUAGAUUCAGAAGAAGGUACACCAUCAACUGCGAUCCGUGAAAUAUCUUUGAUGAAGGAAUUAAAGCAUGAGAAUAUUGUACGUCUGUAUGAUGUGAUUCAUACUGAAAAUAAAUUAACGUUAGUAUUUGAAUAUAUGGAUAACGAUUUAAAAAAAUAUAUGGAUUCCUUAACAGUAGGAAACAACCCUCAAGGAUUAGAAUUACAUUUAGUGAAAUAUUUCCAAUGGCAAUUAUUAGAAGGAUUAGCAUUUUGUCAUGAGAAUAAAAUCUUGCAUCGUGAUUUAAAACCGCAAAAUUUGUUAAUUAAUAAAAGAGGACAAUUGAAACUUGGUGAUUUCGGUUUAGCUAGAGCCUUUGGUAUCCCUGUAAAUACAUUUUCAAGUGAAGUAGUGACAUUAUGGUACCGUGCACCCGAUGUUCUAAUGGGUUCCAGAACAUAUACUACAUCGAUCGACAUUUGGUCAUGUGGUUGUAUUCUAGCAGAGAUGAUUACUGGGAAACCAUUAUUUCCAGGGACAAACGAUGAAGAGCAAUUGAAAUUAAUCUUUGAGAUGAUGGGUAUGCCUACAGAGGCCAACUGGCCAGGUGUUAGUCAGUUGCCUAAAUAUGCCACAAGUAGUGCCAGUUUCCAACAACAAUAUCCUCAGCAACAACAAUCAAAGGAUCUAAAAGUAUUAUUACAAGCUAAUUGCAAAGAGAAAUUAGACGAUGUUGUAAUCAAUCUUCUUCACGGCUUGUUACAACUGAACCCAGAUAUGCGCCUCAGCGCUAAACAGGCUCUUCAUCAUACUUGGUUCUCUGAGUACUACCAAAGACAGACUUGA
This is a messenger RNA of Maudiozyma barnettii, 936 nucleotides long. It is a transcript of the gene PHO85, whose product is annotated as cyclin-dependent serine/threonine-protein kinase PHO85. Gene Ontology annotation, cellular component: nucleus; cytoplasm. Gene Ontology annotation, biological process: protein phosphorylation. The transcript has a single exon. Gene Ontology annotation, molecular function: ATP binding; cyclin-dependent protein serine/threonine kinase activity. The record is from RefSeq and is a predicted model, not a curated record. NCBI's taxonomy places the organism in Eukaryota, Fungi, Ascomycota, Saccharomycetes, Saccharomycetales, Saccharomycetaceae. Bases 1 to 936 code for a protein of 311 amino acids.